CGGCACCACAAGUCUAAGCUCUCGGACACCAGACGACGCAGAUCCGAACACACCACUUGGCCCGGGGUUUCCAAAUUGCUAUGAAUAAUGGCCCAGCUGUAUUACAAAAAGGUCAACUAUUCACCAUACAGAGACCGCAUCCCCCUGCAAAUAGUGAGGGCCGAGACAGAGCUCUCUGCAGAGGAGAAGGCCUUCCUUAAUGCCGUGGAGAAAGGGGACUAUGCCACUGUAAAGCAGGCCCUCCAGGAGGCUGAGAUUUACUACAAUGUCAACAUCAACUGCAUGGACCCUUUGGGCCGGAGCGCCCUGCUCAUUGCUAUUGAGAAUGAGAACUUGGAGAUCAUGGAGCUACUGCUGAACCACAGCGUGUACGUAGGGGAUGCACUGCUUUAUGCCAUCCGCAAGGAAGUAGUGGGUGCUGUGGAGCUGCUGCUCAGCUAUAGGCGGCCCAGUGGAGAGAAGCAGGUCCCCACUCUGAUGAUGGACACCCAGUUCUCCGAGUUCACACCAGACAUCACUCCCAUUAUGUUGGCCGCCCACACCAACAACUACGAAAUCAUCAAAUUGCUUGUGCAAAAACGGGUCACUAUCCCAAGGCCCCAUCAGAUCCGCUGCAACUGUGUGGAGUGUGUGUCUAGUUCAGAGGUAGACAGCUUGCGUCACUCCCGCUCCCGGCUGAAUAUUUAUAAAGCUCUAGCAAGCCCCUCACUCAUUGCCUUAUCAAGUGAGGACCCCAUCUUAACUGCCUUCCGCCUGGGCUGGGAGCUCAAGGAGCUAAGCAAAGUGGAAAAUGAGUUCAAGGCUGAGUAUGAGGAGCUUUCCCAGCAGUGCAAACUCUUUGCCAAAGACCUGCUGGACCAAGCUCGAAGCUCCCGGGAACUGGAGAUCAUCCUCAAUCACAGAGAUGACCACAGUGAAGAGCUGGAUCCUCAGAAAUAUCAUGACCUGGCCAAGCUGAAAGUAGCAAUCAAAUACCACCAGAAAGAGUUUGUUGCUCAGCCCAAUUGCCAACAGUUACUGGCCACUCUGUGGUACGACGGUUUCCCUGGAUGGCGGCGGAAACACUGGAUAGUCAAGCUUCUGACCUGCAUGACUAUUGGGUUCCUGUUUCCCAUGCUGUCUAUUGCGUAUUUGAUCUCACCCAGGAGCAACCUUGGAUUGUUCAUCAAGAAACCCUUUAUCAAGUUCAUCUGCCACACAGCUUCCUAUCUGACCUUCCUCUUCAUGCUUCUCCUGGCUUCUCAGCACAUUGUCAGGACAGACCUCCAUGUUCAGGGGCCUCCCCCAACUGUCGUGGAAUGGAUGAUACUGCCCUGGGUUCUCGGUUUCAUUUGGGGGGAGAUAAAGGAAAUGUGGGAUGGUGGAUUUACUGAAUAUAUCCAUGACUGGUGGAACCUGAUGGAUUUUGCAAUGAACUCACUAUACCUGGCAACCAUUUCCUUGAAGAUUGUGGCCUAUGUCAAGUAUAAUGGUUCUCGGCCAAGAGAAGAAUGGGAAAUGUGGCACCCAACUCUGAUUGCAGAAGCACUGUUUGCCAUAUCCAACAUUUUAAGUUCCCUGCGUCUCAUAUCCCUGUUCACAGCCAACUCCCACUUAGGGCCUCUGCAGAUAUCUUUGGGGCGCAUGCUGCUCGAUAUCCUCAAAUUCCUUUUUAUCUACUGCCUGGUACUGCUGGCUUUUGCCAAUGGGUUGAACCAGCUUUACUUUUAUUACGAGACCAGAGCAAUCGAUGAGCCCAACAACUGCAAGGGGAUCCGAUGUGAGAAACAGAACAAUGCCUUCUCCACACUCUUUGAAACACUUCAGUCACUCUUCUGGUCUGUAUUUGGCCUUUUAAAUCUUUAUGUCACCAAUGUGAAAGCCAGACAUGAGUUCACAGAGUUUGUGGGAGCCACCAUGUUCGGGACCUACAACGUCAUCUCCCUAGUAGUGCUACUGAACAUGCUGAUCGCCAUGAUGAACAACUCUUACCAGCUCAUUGCCGAUCAUGCAGAUAUUGAGUGGAAGUUUGCAAGGACGAAGCUCUGGAUGAGUUAUUUUGAUGAAGGUGGCACCUUGCCACCUCCUUUCAACAUCAUCCCUAGUCCAAAAUCAUUUCUAUACCUCGGUAACUGGUUCAACAACACUUUCUGCCCCAAAAGAGACCCUGAUGGGAGACGGAGAAGGCACAAUUUGAGAAGCUUCACAGAACGCCAUGCGGAUAGCCUGAUACAGAAUCAACAUUACCAGGAAGUUAUUAGGAAUUUAGUCAAAAGAUAUGUGGCUGCUAUGAUAAGAAAUUCCAAAACAAAUGAGGGACUGACGGAAGAAAAUUUUAAGGAACUGAAGCAGGACAUCUCCAGUUUUCGAUAUGAAGUGCUUGACCUAUUAGGAAAUAGGAAACACCCAAGGAGAAGCUUCUCCACUAGCAGCACUGAACUCUCUCAGAGGGAUGAUACCAAUGAUGGCAGUGGUGGGGCUCGGGCCAAAUCCAAGAGUGUCUCUUUCAAUUUAGGCUGCAAGAAAAAAACCUGCCACGGGCCACCGCUCAUCAGAACCAUGCCAAGGGCCAGUGGUGCCCAAGGGAAGUCAAAAGCUGAGUCAUCAAGCAAACGCUCCUUCAUGGGUCCUUCUCUCAAGAAACUGGGUCUCCUGUUCUCCAAGUUCAAUGGUCAUAUGUCUGAACCCAGCUCAGAGCCAAUGUACACAAUUUCUGAUGGAAUCGUUCAGCAGCACUAUAUGUGGCAGGACAUCCGAUAUUCCCAGAUGGAGAAAGGGAAAGCAGAGGCCUGUUCUCAAAGUGAAACUAACCUCAGUGAGGUAGAAUUAGGGGAAGCCCGAGGCGCUGCCCAGAGCAGUGAAAGUCCACUAGCCUGUUCCAGCUCUCUUCACUGCGCAUCCAGCAUCUGCUCCUCAAAUUCUAAACUGUUAGACUCCUCAGAGGAUGUAUUUGAAACUUGGGGAGAGGCUUGUGACCUGCUCAUGCACAAAUGGGGGGAUGGACAGGAAGAACAAGUUACAACUCGGCUUUAAGUCAAGCUCCUAAUACCUGUCCUUGAACUCAACUGAAAAUUUGUAAUUUCCUUGCUCUCAGAGAUGACAUAGAAUAUGGUUCCCUCACUGCCCCACCCUCCCCCCAAAGGAGAGUGAAACUCCUAUUAUUUUCACUAUCUUUUAUAGCCACCUUGUCCAGUUUCUGUUUUUGUUUUUUGUUCUUACUAUUAUUUGCCUUUUUAUACCUAUGAACACCAAGUCCAUUUCACAACCAACCGAACAGGUGUUUACCCCUAACUAGCAGAGGUGCAUCGGGUGCUUCCCCUUUGGCUUUGCUUUUCUUUCCCUGCCUCCUUGAAGCUCCAGGUGCCAACUUCGCUACUGUUGCUGCCGCGCCGCCGACUCCUGACCUUCCUCAGGAUCUCACAGCAUCUCCCCACAGGGCUGAGGAAUGUACUCAGCAGACCCCACCAGCUAUCAGAUAAGGCCAACUAACCUGCCUAUCUUUGUUGUCCUUCAGUGCUACACGCUGCCCAUUCUGGUUCAAUGAAUAGACUCCCAAAGAAUUGUCAGCUUGUGGUUUUUAGGUAUAAUUGGCUUUUUAAAAAAUUUUGGUUAUUUUUGUUUUCAAACACUACAGCUUCUCCUUAUUGUGAGGGCUUGUUGAGUUGUUUCUUAAAAAUGUGUUAGGUUCCUAGUGUGUGCCAAUGAAUAUUUACCCCAUAGUAUAUGUCAUAUCUAAUAAGUUAGUGACUUCCUUUCCUGUAUUUGUAUAUUUCAGUUAACUUAUUACAUUUUAAAAUUUGGUAGUAUUGAGGCUAGUAUUUAGGAUGUGUACUGUUUUUAAAGACUUCUACUGCACUCUAACCAAUAGUCACCACAUCUCAUACAUUGACAAGGAAAAAUAAUUAGCUGGUAUCUUUAUAGGGUUCUAUCUACUGUGGAUAGUUUUAAUCAUCACUGCUAUCAAAAGCACUUCUAGGGUAACAGCUGGGAUUUGAAUAUUUUUUUAAUCAGGAAAAGGACAUCUUGUUGAGGUGUUAAAAUCAAGAAAGCGCAUCUUCUCCAUUUUAAUAAGUGCUUUCUGGUUAAAAAAAAAAAAGAUCCACAAAAAAAAUUAGGUUUAGAAAACCUGAUUCAGGUUGCAGUUUUACUAUUCAUUGGGGGCAGUGGAAUUGCAUGUGUAAACUUAUGUUAGAUAUAUAACAUAAUAACCCUAGCUAAUCCAUGAAAUAAUAAACAUGAUCCAAAUUCUACUGUCUUCAAAGAAAGCUCCAUUUAUACACUCAAAAAAUUCUUUGACAGAAUUUGAGAACCUUGUCAGAAUACAAAGAUGUAGGUUAAAAAAUGAAGUCAAUAAUGCAUAUUCUGAUCACCACCAGAACAUAACCUUCUCAGGAAGAGUGUUUUAUUAUCAAUAUUAGCCCAAAAGUAUCUACCCCCAAUUUGGACUCAAAUACAUGACCGGAAGCACCCUUAGGUCUGGGUCCUGGAGAUUAAGUAAACACUGUGGAGCCCAGAAAAGCAAGAGAGUUAAUCGGAUGUCACCUUGUCCUUGUAAAUGUCAAUAGCAAUAGGAAUCCUUCCAGAUUCACGCAUAUGCUUUCUGGUCAAAGUGCAAUGAAUCAUUUUCAAACAAUGUAAAUGUGCCUCUGAAAUAGCUUUUGACAAUGUGGGUUCUGUUUGAACUGAUUCCCAUUUCUUGUGUAACUUUGGUGAUGGAUAGUCAAAAUAUUCCACAUUAAGAAGAGGAAAAUUGGGUGUGUAGGGAGGGAUCAGAGGAGGGAACAGGAAGAGUUGCUAAAGAAUUAGGCUCAGAUCCAGUGAAGUGUUCAACAGAACAGCUUGCCUGCAUGAAGAAGACUCACUUGAGAAGAUCUUGCUCCCCCAAAAUUCAUUGAUCAUAUCUGAAGUGAUCAUUUACUGAAAUCCAACUUCCCUCUUGCUUCUCUAAGUGGGACUAUCACAAAUGGCCUUGACAUCAAUAACAGAAGAAAGGUUUCUUAUGUUACAGAUUCAAUUUUUCCAAAUGUCAAAAUCACACUGAAUAACAAAUAGUAUCUGGGCAACAUUCCUAACUCAUAUUGAGGGUGCCAAAAAUCAAUACAUGGCCCUAUUUCAUGAAAAGAAAAAUAUGUCUUUCUCACAAAGGCAUGUAUUUCUGAUAACCUCAGUUAUCAAAAAAUUGUUCUUGCAGUUACUUCUCCAUUUGGCAGAAAAUAAGGGUACCUAGAUAUAGAGUCAUACUCGAAAAUAUAGUCUCCUCUCAGUUACGUUCUAUAAGCCAAGAACAUGUAUACACACACACAUGCACAUAUACAUAUAUUGGAUAUAUGAAUUAGAAUAUGGAAAUAUAGUCAAAUAAAUCAUAGUAGCCAAUCUCUACUAAUGAAAUGAGCCAAUGUCAUAUUUCACAUGCAAAAUAUUAUUUUUCAGAUCUUCUCAGUAUUAUUGCCUUUGCAAGUUGGGCUUUACACUUCACUACUUUGAGGCCUAACUUUUUAUGCAUUGAAGUGAGUUAACUAUUGACAAUUAAAUCACAAUUGCCCUAAUUUCUAUGUUGAUGACACCAACAUUUUGAUUAAGAGUAUAAACUAUGAAGGGAAAAAGAUUUAUGCUCACCUCUCUACCCUCUCAAUCAGCUACUAUCAAGAAAGUAUUUAUAGUGGUCAUCCCAUUUUGGAUCAUUUCAAAUUAAAUGCUUACGCAUUAUGUCUUCUUACUCCAGACAAGAUGAAAUUUGAGGAGGAAUUCAUAAAAAUAAAAAUUUUAAGUGAAAAGGAAGUCUUACAGAAGAUGUAUACUCAAUUCCAACCUCUUAGUUUACAAAUAGGAAAAAAAAAAAAAGAGGCAAAGAAGGACAAUGACUCAUUUAGUUUCACAGAGCUAGUCAAUAAUCUCAAAUCUUUUGGAUCAUAGAAACAAGACAUUUAUUAAGUAAAUACACAUUGAAGAUGUGAAAAUGGAAUGACCACUAUAAGUACUUUUGGUUCACUUGCCUACGAUACCAUGAACUUCACAGAUUUCAGACUGACAUAUUCAAAUGUAAACAUCACUCCAAAUAUGACACAAGAAAGCUUUACCACUUGUCUAUUAUACCACAGUUCACCUUCACUACAGUUGGCUUCCUUAUCACAUCCAGACAUCUGUUCUCCCUUGUUGGGUUCCAUCAUAAAUAAAGUCUCCCUGGUAAUAAAGGUAAAAGUAUUACCCUCAAAUCUCUGAGUUAUAUUAUAAAAUGAUUCAUAUUAAAAAAUCUCGUCCAUGGCUAGCUUUAAGUCCAGUGAAGUAAAAAGACAGAAAAUGUCCCAAAUUGAAAAUUAUCAUUUUGGGAAGAUACCACAUUUUACUAGGAUAUAAAUGCUACAAGUUGCGCUUCUGUCCAAUUACAUGGGAAUAUUGGAAAACUUCAGUUCUUUCUGGCUUCCAUAAUCAUUUUUCACUCCACUAGGACUUCAUUAAGACCAUCUUAGCUAUGUUCAAAACAUCUGUCUACAAUAUGAUUAAAGAACCUUAAAGAAAACUCUAGGUCCUCCAACUUUUGAAUGAGUUAGAAAAAUAAAUAAAUACUUUUUCUAUAAUAACUUUUAUAGGUCUUUAUGGCAGUACAAAUCUUCCCUGAAAAUUUUACUGGGAAUUUCAGUGAAAAUAUGAGUUCAUGUAAUUAGACAGAAAAUAUAAAUAGCCAUUUGAUGUUCAUAUUACCUCGUGGGUGAGAAUCAAGUGGUGCUUUGUAUAACAGUUUAAAUGGCCCAGACCUUAGCUUGUGAAACAAUCAUGUAAAAAGUACUUGAAGUUAAGCAGAUAUUCUUUCCUUUUUAAAGGUACAUAGGAAAAACUGAGCAUAAUGGUUUGAUAAUCAAGUUUCCAAAACAGAGCUAAUAAACAGAAUGCUUGUAUAAACACAGCCAAUAGAAGUUGAUGUGAAUGUUCAGCUUAUUUAAAUAAUCUCUUCAAUCCUACUUGUCAGCUUUACCUCAAAUCUCUUUGUAUUUUAGAUUGUCUUUUUGGCCUGCUUGAGCGCUAUAAUUUUUCCAAAUAUCUGCUUUGUUGGUAUAGAAUUAGCCACCGGAAACUGAAUUAAAUAUGAACAUAAGUACAGACAUGCUAUUUUUACUGUAUUUCCAAAUGACUUUAUCAAUCACUUUCUCCAAAAGAUGUGGUUUGGGCUUGCAUUGCUUUUGGGGGCAUGUUUGUAAAGUGAGAACCUUGUCUGUGUAUAUGCGUGUGCACGCACACACACACACACUGAAAAUUAAUAGCAUAUGAUUGCUUACGCCUUGGCCUUCAUCCCACUUGGUAAAUUACUGAAUCAUUUUGAAGUGAGGGGAAGCAAAAAUAACUUUUCAAUGGAAAGAAACUUCCUGAGAUGUGGUGAGGAAUGGCUUAAAUACACCUGACUGCAUCCACUGUAGUGCAACCAUUAAUAGUGAGUUCUGUCAGGGUUUGGGUGUUUCUGAUUUGAAGAAAAAUAUAAAGCAUAUAAAAGCCAGAAGAACUUAACCUGUAUAAAAAAAAAAAAGUAUACUUUUUUUGGUGAAUUUAGUCUGCAUACUUCAGAGUUACUGAAUAAUUGAGAUAUUACUCUUUCUAUGAUGAUACAUGGUCUGGAGUUUCCAUCGACCUGCUGCAUGGAGGCCCCAGGAAGAAGGUGCUGGCAUAUGGAUGAUUUUGAAAGCUUUACUUUUAGAAAGUGGAAAAGUGUAUGGUUACUAAGAAACAAAUGAGUUUAUUGUUGAAAGGAGGCAGGCAGCUGGCAACUUGUUCAUUGGAUGUGAGUUGUGUUCUUUCUUCCUUCAAACACCAUACUAUCAGUGCUUGCAAUACUUGGGAAACAUGUACAUAUUUAAAAUGAAACUGUCUAUAUAUUAAAUGAAGUAGAAUGCCCUAAUACCCAAAGCUAGAUUUCUUACCUCAUGGGAAAAGUCGUGAAAGCUCUGUAGGAACUUCCUGUUACUAUACAAAUAGAUGAUUUUUGCAGUAACAGAACGCCCACCUUUUGACCCGUGUUAUCAACCCUCCUGUCCUCCCCCACCCUAAAAGAAAGGCCUUCUUUACAAUGCUAAAGUACUUGAUAGAACCAGUAAAGAUUUUUUAAAAGGUAAGAAUGGUCUGGAGUUUGAAGGUCAUUUUCACUGCUCUGCAGCACAGUCUGCAAUUUGAGUUUAUAAGCAGGUUUCAGGACAACUUAAUAUCCCAGGAAUUACAGCCAGUCCCUGAGAUGUUACAUGCACACACACACUCACACACACAUACCUAGGCACCAUCCUCAGUGGCAGUUGAAGUAGUAGGUGGCAGUGUGCCUUUAAAUUCUAGCCUAAAUGUCCAGCCAUGUACAAAUACAGUUAAGUUGGGUUUGGUCUUUUUAUGUGUAAUCCCACAAAAUUGAAUAUAUUCCCCAACUAUUUAUUGCCACCAAUUAUGCUCCAAUCUAGAAACUCUCUUGACACUUCUCUAACCAUAUGUAGCUAUUAAAACUGUAUCUUGGAAGGCAAGGCAAAAAAGAGACUUUGGAAUUUUGCAGGGAGUAUUUGAGAUACUUAGAUGGUGAUAGGAAAGAUGGAAAUACUUUCAAAGUUAAGACAACUCUGGUGAAGUAUUUUAAAUCACAGGUUAAACCACCAAAUUGUCAAACCAUUUAGAUGACUAAAUUGAGAUGGAGUUUCCAAGUUAAAAAAAAAAAAAAAUGUAGUUUCUGGCCUAGAACAUUAACACCACCAUUUUCUCUCUCAAAAAAAUUCAUAAAUGUAAACAGUAUACAGAGUAGCU
Messenger RNA from Condylura cristata (star-nosed mole), 8742 nucleotides. It is a transcript of the gene TRPC5, whose product is annotated as transient receptor potential cation channel, subfamily C, member 5. Gene Ontology annotation, molecular function: store-operated calcium channel activity; protein binding; inositol 1,4,5 trisphosphate binding. NCBI's taxonomy places the organism in Eukaryota, Metazoa, Chordata, Mammalia, Eulipotyphla, Talpidae. Gene Ontology annotation, biological process: calcium ion transmembrane transport; regulation of cytosolic calcium ion concentration; manganese ion transport. The transcript has 11 exons. The coding region runs from base 88 to 3012 and encodes 974 amino acids. The record is from RefSeq and is a predicted model, not a curated record. Gene Ontology annotation, cellular component: cation channel complex; membrane.